This is a messenger RNA of Candoia aspera, 3092 nucleotides long. It is a transcript of the gene KLHDC3, whose product is annotated as kelch domain containing 3. The transcript has 11 exons. The coding region runs from base 632 to 1780 and encodes 382 amino acids. The record is from RefSeq and is a predicted model, not a curated record. Lineage: Eukaryota; Metazoa; Chordata; Lepidosauria; Squamata; Candoiidae. Gene Ontology annotation, cellular component: cytoplasm. Gene Ontology annotation, molecular function: chromatin binding; protein binding.
CCUGGAUGAGGGAGGGGGAGAGGGAGAGAUUGAGUCGCCUGUGGAGAAAGCUGGACUUAGCCGGGCCGUUAGAGCAGGUGUGACCCUUAGGGGCCGCGGGUCGGCCCCGCUUCCCUCUCUCCCGGGCAGGUAAUUCUGCUGAGGUAGCAGAGCAAGACUGGGCUCUUUCAGAGCCGCUGCUGAGGAGGACGCGGGUCAACCAGGGUUCUGCCGCGGGGCAGGUGGGCAAGACGCGCGUUGGUGGCGCUGGGCGUUGGAGGUGCAGUCAGAGAGCGUUGCUCCGCUGGACAGGAUGUGAGAGCGGCCGAGUCAGUGGCUGGGAUGGAGGUGGAGGCACGCCUCAAGGGAAAGAGAAUAGUAUGUAUGCCGAUAUAGGAGGGAGACCAGACCACUGAGGGGUGUGACAGGACAGGAGCCCAUUGUGAGCACAGAGAAUCCCAGGCUAGUCUUAAAGGAGGCAUCUUGGCCUUAUUCUUCCUGGGGCCUUCCAGAUGGGCUGGAGCUCCCAGUAUGUGCCCCCAGGGUCGUUGAUUUCUUUGGCUAUGAGCUAAUAUGAUUGGAUAGCCUUAUUGGCCCAAAAAUCUAAUGCCCCCACCGAUAGUUUGGAGGGACUGAGCACUCACAAAAGGGAAUGUUACGGUGGACAGUUCAUUUAGAAGGUGGGCCCCGAAGAGUAAACCACGCUGCGGUGGCUGUUGGACACAAAGUAUACUCUUUUGGUGGCUACUGUUCUGGUGAAGAUUAUGAGACUCUACGACAGAUUGACGUUCAUGUAUUUAAUGCAGUCUCUCUGCGCUGGACCAAGCUACCACCAGUGUGGACAAACAGCAGGGACCAUGUGAGAGAAGUUCCUUACAUGAGAUAUGGGCAUUCUGCAGUGCUGAUUGAUGAUACUAUCUACAUCUGGGGAGGCCGCAAUGAUACUGAGGGAGCCUGCAAUGUAUUAUAUGCCUUUGACGUCAGCACACACAAGUGGUUCACUCCAAAAGUUUCUGGAACGGUUCCAGGAGCAAGGGAUGGACAUUCAGCUUGUGUCUUGGGAAAGAGCAUGUAUAUUUUUGGAGGAUACGAGCAACUGGCUGAUUGUUUUUCAAAUGACAUCCACAAACUUGAUAGCAGCAACAUGAUGUGGAGUUUGAUCUGCACGAAGGGCACACCAGCUCGAUGGAGAGACUUCCAUUCAGCCACAAUAAUUGGGACAAAGAUGUAUGUGUUUGGGGGAAGAGCAGAUCGCUUUGGGCCAUUCCAUUCCAACAAUGAGAUUUAUUGUAACCGAAUCAAAGUAUUUGACACAGACACAAACUCUUGGCUGGAUUCUCCUCCCACUCCUCUUCUCCCUGAAGGCAGACGAAGCCAUUCAGCAUUUGGCUACAAUGGAGAAUUGUAUAUAUUUGGUGGCUAUAAUGCACGCCUGAACAGACACUUCCAUGAUCUUUGGAAAUUUGAUCCAGUCUCUUUUACCUGGAAGAAAAUUGAACCCAAAGGGAAAGGGCCAUGUCCUCGCCGUAGACAGUGCUGCUGUAGGGUAGGGGACAAGAUCAUCCUCUUUGGAGGCACCAGCCCAUCUCCAGAAGAAGGCAUGGGAGAUGAAUUUGACCUGAUGGAUCACUCAGACUUGUACAUCUUAGACUUCAGUCCCAGCUUAAAAACGCUGUGUAAGCUGGCAGUGAUCCAGUACAAUCUGGACCAGUCUUGCCUCCCUCAUGAUAUCAGAUGGGAGCUUUCAGCAAUGACAACUAAUAGCAACAUCAGCCGCCCCAUUUUCUCCUCCCAUGGAUAACUUGGUCUCACGCUCCCACUCCUGGCUGCCUUCAACCUCUUGCCUUGCCUGUCAACUACCGUCUUCCUCCCUGUGCAUGAAUGUUCAGCUUAUUCAAAAAAGGAGCACUAUUACACCACAAAGAUUUCUUUACUGACUCAUGUUGGGAGGGCUCCUUUUGCCUAUCCCAUUGCCACACUUGUUGCAGCUAUAACUUUGCCAAAACCUUGAUUUAAAGGCAGCAUGCAUGCAGAAUCAGAUAGUGCACACUGCAGCAGAGGACACCAGAUGUCUGUUUGCCCUCAUAGCUGAAGGUUGCAGCUGACAGCCAUCUACUGGUUUGGUAUCUUUUCAUUUAAUAGAGUCAGAAGAAAUAUAAAUCUCAGGACUGCUGCAAGACCAGCAUAUACUUCAUAUACUACAGAGUCAAAGGUGAACAAAGCAAGGACUCAUCAGAAUUCAGCUUCUCUAUGUCUCAGCAGUUUUGAGUGCGUAGCCCCCAGUAUUAAUUGAAGGGCUGAACUGGUGCCCUAUCUUAAGCCAUUUUCUUUGCUUCUCUGAGCACAGAAAAGCUUGCCUGGUCUUACACAUUUCUGAGCUUGACCAGGCUUGUCUUCUGCAGUGGGCACCUGGGAGAUCUCCAUAUGAUACUUAGGCACUUGCCACCUUUGAGUCUUCAGUGGAAGAAGAGUAGGAUGAUGACUACCUGGCUAAGCAAGGAGGGGCAUCCAACAUCCUGUAAGACUGAAUCAAUUUUUUUUUCUGCCUGUUAUGGAAGUAUUCAUCACAAGAUCUGAAAUGCUGUCAGCCAGUUUGAUAUGUACAAGCAGCAGCUCUGAAUUUAUAAAUAUCAGGGUGGGGGAAGAAAAACUGUGUCAGUACUUUAUCUGGCUAGAGGGCAAGUGGUGGACUAAUGCAGGGGGUAUGAGGAUUAGAGUCUGCAUCCACAAAUAAAGACUAAAAUUGAAAAAAUGGUAUAAAUUAGUGGCUAAGGACGUGAGCUGGAGUGUUAUCAAUUCAAAUCUUGGUGUGGCCAUGGACUUGCUAAACACUGCUGGGCAAGCCACACUUGGUCUCAGCCUCACAUCAGAAAUAUAGGAGUAAUGCUUUCCUGCCAUACAGGAAUAUUGUAACAAUUACAAUAUAAAAUACUGUAAGUGAAAUGUUUUGAAUAUUCAAAAGUGCUAUAUAAAUGCUGCAUAUUUAUUAAAAUUGGGCUUCUUCAUUACUCUUAUUAAACAAGGCUUUCAGCCAGUCAGGGUAAUUCAAGUGCCUUAAAAUUGCUGAACUCCAUCAGAUUAUUUAACCUGGUAUUAAAACAACACAAUAUAUU